Messenger RNA from Acanthopagrus latus (yellowfin seabream), 4069 nucleotides. RefSeq names its product collagen alpha-1(XXVI) chain (gene col26a1). The record is from RefSeq and is a predicted model, not a curated record. Lineage: Eukaryota; Metazoa; Chordata; Actinopteri; Spariformes; Sparidae. Gene Ontology annotation, molecular function: protein binding. The coding region runs from base 352 to 1680 and encodes 442 amino acids. The transcript is spliced from 14 exons.
UUUCGAUCGGGACCAGAUGCGCUUUUACGCACUCCGUCUCCAGCCCUCGCACUCCGCGCGCUUUUUACGCACACUGGAUAUUUGACUCCUCAGUCCUCGGCACGAUGUCAAACGUCAGAAAACCGCAUUAUUCUAUAGGAAGCGGCUGUGUGUCAUUCAUUCUGGGCUCUUGAGAGGGCCAGUUUGCUGCUCGUCGGGGAGACGAAAUGACCGACGCAUUGAUGCUUUCAGCGCGGUUCGCUUAGACUUUAUUUCCCGGUUUCUGUGGGUCUAACAUAAAGGUUUUUUUCUUUUUUAUAUAUAACUUCAGGAGGUACUUUAUCUCGGAUAUCAGGGAUAGAUCAAGAGGAGAUGAUGGCUUUAUCGUUUCUUUACGCGCUGUGCAUGUGGAUCAGUUUAGUGUGUCCGUCGCUGGGAACAGGGUUUGUUUAUCGCUUCCCGGGCAUCACUGUGCAGCGGCAGCGCAUCAAAUCGGAGCAGAGCGGCAGCACAGGACCACCAGGUACCGGAUCCCGCUCUACCCAACUCAGGAACUGGUGUCAGUACACUGUUUCCAGAACAGUGUCGUGUCAGGUGCACAAUGGGACAGAAACCACAGUGCAGAGGGUGUUUCAGGGCUGCCGGUGGCCUGGACCCUGCUCCAAAGUCAUCAGCUACAGGACUUUGAUCAGGCCGUCCUUCAAGGUUGCCUACAAGCAGGUCACAGCGCUGGAGUGGAGAUGCUGCCCAGGGUUUGUGGGAGAGGAGUGCCGUGAAGAGUGUUUGAACUGCACCAGCUUCACUGACAUGAACAGCAGAAUACAUGCCAUCGAAUCAAAGAUCAAGCUGUUAGAGGAGGGACGUUCCUCCCUGCCGACAGUCAGCAGUUUACCAGAGGGCUCCACGGACAACGAGGUGGACGCACCGCAGCCCACUCCCAUUGGACCGCCAUCUUACCUCCCACAAGGAGUACCAGUAGGCAGAGGACCUCCAGGGCCCAUCGGACCACCGGGGCCUCCAGGUUCUGCUGGACCUCCGGGCCUGGCUGGAAGAUCAGGCCUCCCUGGACCCGUCGGACCAAAGGGGGACAGGGGUGUACCAGGAGAAUUGGGUCUCCCUGGCCCUCCUGGUCCACCGGGUCCUCCAGGGCCGAGCUCCUCUCAUGCCCGAGAGCGUGGUGACGUUUUUCAUGUGAACAAUCAAGAGGAUAUCCCCGAUCAUUCAGCUCUCCCUGCUCCUCAGAUCGUGGUCGGGCCUCCUGGUCCAACCGGUCCUAUCGGUCCCUCAGGCCCUCCAGGACUGAGAGGACUGGCAGGGAUUCCAGGCCUUCCAGGCUCCGAUGGCAUUGAAGGCCUCCGAGGCAAGCCGGGGGAACCUGGGCCUAAAGGAGAUCCAGGGGAAAGGGGGCCUCCAGGUGUAUCAGGCGAGCAGGGCCUACCUGGAGCAACGGGGCAAAAAGGAGAGCCAGGAGAAGGCUUGAAUGAGGGCGAGGCCGUGCAGCAGCUCAGGGAGGCCCUGAAGAUCCUGGCCGAGAGGGUCCUGAUCCUGGAGCACAUGAUCGGCGUUCACGACAACUCUGAAGGAUCUGGAUUUGGCAGCAUGUCGGACCCCCUGUCUUUCUCUGCUAUAAAGAUCAAGCGUCUUCAGCCUGUUCAAACCCCUCCGGUGCUUGAGGAGAGACACAGACCAGCUCCGCUUUAAGAAUAUUGUCUAGUUUUGUAUGUAUGUGGAUAAUUGUGAUGGAUGUGGCAUAUUUUUUGUUUUAUAUCAUGUUUCUUGUACCUUUUUAUUAUUACUAUUUGCCUAUUAUUGUCCUUUCUAAUCAAAUAAGUCUUUGCAGACAUGAGAUGUUGAGCAUUUCAUUCACACCCUGUUGCUGCACGAUCCUACAUAACCUUCGCAGCAGCACUUCGUACAAUGUUGUACAAUGAAAUAUAAUCUCAUAAAGUGUUAUGAAGGUUUUGGCAUCUCUCUUUCCUCAGAUAAAAGACUGCCUAGUAAACACAUCAGUCUUCUUGGCUGAUGUUGCAAAGCUCCUCAGGCUGCGAUGAGAGUUCCCGAGAGCUGGACCCAAAAUAUACUAUUUAGUGUCGAACACAUUUUUGGAACGACCUCAGGGUUCAUCUCGUGUUAGCCUGUCAAACAUAUUUCUUCCUCUCUCUUCUCUCUGUGUCUCUGUGGUUGCUCUGCCUUGUUAAAACUGAGGUAAGACACGACAAGCGGCCAAGAAUAUCUGCUUAAAAUAAAGUUAGGUGAAAUGAAUAGCAUCUGGAGACCGCACAUCUGGAGAGCAAAAGGAAGAGACACUGAAACAGUUGAGUUCUGGCCUGGAAACCGUAAACCCUGCUCGUCUCCAGUGCACCUUCACGCGACUGGCUCAUGGAGAAGUGGACGUGACAGGAUUACACGGACUUCUCUUCCAAACUGAUAUGAUUAUUGUAUAAUGAGUCUCUGAGAGACUGAGCCUGUUAAAGCUUUGACCAUGUGCAGUACAAUCUUUGUUUUCUCCAUUACAGGGUUCAUAUGUAACAGGAAUAGUGUUGCAUUUUGGGGAUAUAAGCCGAGAGUUGGAUUAGAGGAUCUAUACUGGAGCCAACACCUGAGCUUAGCACAAGGACUGAAACAGGGGAAAGAGCUCACCUGGCUGUGUCCCCCUUUCAAAAUCGUCCUAUACAUGCUUGCAACCUCGCAGUAAGGACAAUGCAGCGCUCAUGUCGUGUCAGCUCUGAUUUAUAACUUGAUUUUGGGGGGAUUUUGCGACAGCAGCGAUAUCUCCCGCCUGGUGAAAAGAUCUAGGGAAAUGUCAACAAAACAUCUGACAGUGGGUGAAAGGUCAUCAUUAACAGUUACAUCUAAAUAUAAAUCAUAUAAUCUAUGUUACUUGUUAGUGAACCAUUACAAAUAUAUAGCACACAAGUGACGCAAUAAUAAUGAUGAUGUUUUUCUUUUCCUCCCACUUUAUCAACAUUGUUGGGAUACAGACUCCAGUCACUGCACCCAGCCAAACACAAAGUGUCAUUGUUACACUUAAGUGAGGGAGUGCUAAUUAUUGAGCUUUCAUUCAGGCUAAUGUGGUGACUGGCUGUUUUGUGGAGUAUCACAGUCAGGUGCAUGAACUCUGUCCAGUUUUUGGCUCCCAGCUUGGGAUCAAGAGCUCUUCCAGUUUUUUGUUGUUUUUUUUCGAUCCACAAUUUUGCAGGGAUCUCUUCUCCCCUGAUGGAGAAGUCUCUUGGCAGCUUGAUGUUGUACGAAGCACUGCACAACAUAAUAGAUACUAAAUGUUUUUGCAUGUGUAUGUUUCUGGCACCACUGGAGAUUCAUCAUGUUAACUAUAAGGAGACAUGACAAAUCUACAUUAAUAGGAACGUAAUAUUAUAAGUAGGUGUUGUUGCUAGCUUAUUAUAUUGACCACUGCAUCAUGAUGUUGGGUUGGACUAAAAGCCCCUUCACACCAAGGCAGUGGUUGGUUGUCGGGCACUGUCCAGGCCUUCAGUGAGUGUCUGUGGCUCCAGUCAGCAAUAGACAGCCCUAGUCAGUGGCUUUUUGGCCGUUUGAGCAUAGCGUAUUGUGUUACAUUUGUGUACUCCUCAGAUGGUCCCACUUCCUGAACUCGGAAAUGGUCUUCACGUUGUGUUCAAGUGCAGCCCUUUGGCUGAGUGUCCAAGACACGAGGUGGCGUAACAGUCAGCCUUCGUCCCAGCUUGUUCUUUGGUGUCUGUUUGGUGUUUCAGGACCUUUAGAGGUUGGUGUAUUUUGUUAGCCUCGGACAAAGCCACGCUCACUGAUUCACCCUGUUUCUGGUCUUUGUGCUAAGCUUAGCUAACCAGCUGUAGAUUGAGAUGUGCAACUAUUCCCUCAACCAUUACUUGCAGAAAGGUGAUGAACCUGCCUGUAUCUGCUGUCGAGUCUCCGGUUAGCUGUCAUAUGUACAGAGGACCAAGUCUGCUCUCUUUCAAAUGCAGCUGUGUGUUGUGCAUGUUUCAUUACCUUUAAUACUAAACAAUGUCCAAGUGCUUUGUUGUUUAACUUGCGUGAGACUCAGCAGAUAUUUAUCUGUGUUGAUUAUUGAAGUGAGAUUAAAGUCACAACA